GAAAUAAAUAUGCAACAGGCUGCAAUUUUGUAAGGUUUUAAAUUGGCUUCAGAGCCACAAAGUGCAAGUCAAAUUUGGAAUAAAAUACAUUUCAGCCUGAUGCAAUCUGUGUAAUCUUCAUUAAACUUUUAACAAUAAGGUGCACAUCAUAUUUGAGAACUCUUUUGAGAAGCUCAACUCCUCCUUGCCAUCCGAGCAGGUCCGCCUCCUCUCAGCGCUGCUCCAGCAGCGGACGCCGGCGGCUCUCAGUGCGCGGUUUCUCCGGACUGAUGCGCCUACGUUCAUUGUGACUAUGAAAAGUUGACAUAGCGCGUUAAAGCCUAGUCCCACUUCUAGAUGCAAUUUUGGAUACACCUGUAUGAUUUUGGAGCCACGCGAGGGCUAUGGAAUUUUCUUGGCAGCUACAUUAAAUGGUGACAGCAGCGUUUGCGUAAUUGUAGCCUUAUUUCUCUUUUCGGCACCCCGCGAGACUCAACAUGCAUAAGUUAUAUAUUGUCAUCAUAAUGUGCUGUACCUUAUUUCCACGGGCCUUUGCAGCGCCAAAGACCCUGGGUACAGAUCCCAGGUCACAACCUGACAGCAGUGCAGAGCAAAAUGAGAGGCUGCAGGAGGAGAUCGAUGGUCAUGAGAACAUCCUCUCUAAGUUGCUGGGUGAUUAUGACAAAGUGAAAUCCCUCUCAGAAGGCUCUGACUGUCGGUGUACAUGUGUUGUCAGACCCCUGAGCAGGAGCGCCUGCCGGCGGAUAGAAAAGGGCAGCGCCACUGCGCAGGACUUCUACACUGUGGAGACGAUCACAUCUGGACCAGAGUGCAAGUGCGCCUGCAUCGCUCCUCCAUCAGCGGUCAACCCAUGUGAGGGGGAGUUCAGGCUGAAAAGACUCAGGGAAGCUGGAAAAGCGAAUGUCAAGCUGUCCACGAUCCUUGAGCUGCUGGAGGGCUCCUUCUAUGGCAUGGAUCUACUGAAACUGCACUCCAUCACCAAUAAGCUCCUGGAUCGGGUAGAGCAUCUUGAAAAGGCGGUGUCUCUGAACAGCACCACAAAUAAGGUGAAGCCCCAGAAGAGACCUAUAAUUCAGGCAGAUGUGACCGAAAGCCCACCCAGCCCUCCUCCUCGCUGGCAUCAGGACAAGAGGAGACUGAGCAAAGUCAGCGGGGCAGAAGUAUAUUCAAACCCAGAGGGAAACUAUGAGGAGAGGUUUACUGUGGAAAAAUCAUCCUUCCUACAGACUGAUGGUUCUGCUCAGCUCAUUGAGAACAAACUUCAGGUGACUCCCAGAAACGUGGCCAACAAGGAGGCUUCUCAGGUGUCAAAAACAGGCCCAAAUGGCAUGAUCAUUAGAGGAAUGACUUUUUAUAAAUCUGAGCCAGAUCCGAUGGUGGCAGAUGAUGGGGAGCCUGGAGAGAACUUUUUUGAGUAUCAUGGAUUCAGUGGUGAUGGCCCAAUCAACCUCUUCAUUGAAGAGAAUCUUCUUCAACACAGACCCCCUCGGCCCAGGAUGAAGGCUAGACCCACAUUAUUUCAACCAAAGACAACAGCUGCAUUGCAUGGUUCCAGGAAAACCAGCCAGUCAACAAAACCAAAAGAAACUGAGCCCACUGCAGAAAAUCAUAAUGAGGUCAUUAAUGUCACGGAAACUACAUCAGUGGAUGCAUCUGUAGGUGUACAGAGUGACACCUCCACACUGAGAAGCAUCACAACUGGACCAGCCACAACCACACAACAAACCAGGACCACAGACACUUCACUUCAGACUACUCAAAGAGCCACAUCUGGAAUCACAAAGCGGCUACUCCCCUUGAUGGAAGAACCAGCUGGCACUUUUCCACACCUCACUGCCAAAGAAACAACAACACAUAUAAUUAUAAUGAACACAACCCAACCCUCUGUACAGACAGCCACAGAGGAAACCCUAACAGAAUUGACAACAAGAAAUACACCAACCACCAUGAUGGAAAUAUCAACGCCAGAGCUGAAAGACCAAAUGCAAACCACACUUGGCAGCACUGCACUUAAUCCAAGCACACUUGCACCAGAUCCAACCACAGAGGCUUCAGCUACCAGCCCCACUUCCACUAAAACUAUCACCACCAAAGCUGACCUGACCUCAGCACCAGUACACCCCUCCACAGCUGCCUCCACACAGGCUGCUACCACUGCACCACAGGAACAAACUGAAUCCACCUAUGUUUUGGGCUCAACUUUGCUUCCUACCAGUUUGCCUUCACACACUCCUCUGCCUUUCAGCACACCUGUGACUACCUCUUCAGCCACCACCACCACCAGGCAGGCUCAAGCUGAACAGAAAUACAAAAUCAGCUGGGAUGGGGAAAAGGCGGAUGAAGGACAUCUGGAAUUAGAUGAGCCAAUGCAAAGACAGGAGGAAGCUUCUUCUAAAAAACAUGGGGAGUGUAAGGACACUUUGGCAACAAUCUCUGAGCCAGUAACUCACAACACCUAUGGCAGGACUGAGGGAGCGUGGAUGAAGGAUCCAAAAUCUAAUAAUGAUAAAAUCUAUGUCACAAACUUCUAUUAUGGAAACAACCUCCUGGAGUUUCGCAACCUGGAGGUUUUCAAAGAAGGGCGUUUCACCACCUCCUACAAGCUUCCUUACAACUGGAUCGGCACAGGUCAUGUGGUCUAUGAUGGGGCCUUCUACUACAACCGUGCCUUCUCUCAUGACAUCAUAAAGUUUGACCUCCAUCAGCGUUAUGUGGCCGCCUGGACCAUGCUGCACGAUGCCCUGUUGGAGGAGUCGACAUCACAGUGGGAGUGGCGCAGCCACUCAGACAUCGAGUUUGCUGUGGAUGAGACUGGCCUGUGGGUCAUCUACCCUGCACUGGAUGAUGAAGGCUUCUUACAGGAAGUGAUAGUUCUGAGUCAACUAAACCCCUCAGACCUCAGCAUGCAGAGGGAGACCACCUGGAGAACUGGGCUUCGGAGAAAUCACUACGGGAACUGCUUCAUUGUGUGUGGCGUUCUGUAUGCUGUUGACAGCUACAAACAAAGAGACGCCAACCUAGAAUACGCCUUCGACACACACACAAACACUCAGAUGAUUCCCAGAAUGCCCUUCAUCAACAACUACACCUACACCACACAGAUUGACUACAAUCCCAAAGAGGGUGUUUUGUAUGCAUGGGACAAUGGACACCAAGUCACAUACGGCAUUAAGUUUGCAUAUGUAGACCCUUAGUGAGGGUUCAACAUUUUCAUAGUUUAAACGGUAAUUAAAGGUAAUUCUAUCAUUUAAAUGGAUUGUAGAUCAGUCCAUAUGGCCUUCAGUAUGGCGACAAAUGAGGCCAUAUAUAUAUAUAUGUUUAGUAUAUUGAUUAGAUUUUGUUGUUUUAUUGAGAAUAUUUUAAAUUUUACCUGAAACAAAUGAUAAAGUGAACCCAAUUCCUCAGUCAAUACAGCAAGUUGUACUGUGCAUAUUGUAAUGCUGUUUAAAAAAAAAGCCCUUUGAGAUACAGAUGGGUGACAAUGGAAAAGCAAAGUGUCUCAGUAUGAUGUUGGGCCACCAGAACAACUUCACUGAACCUUGGCAUUGACUCUACAAGUCUCUGAACUCUACUGGAGGGAUGAACACCAUUCUUCCACAAAAUAUUUCCUCAUGUGUUGUUUUGGUGGAGAUGCUGUCUAACAUGUCACUCCAAAAUCUCCCAUAGGUGUUCAGCUGGGUUGAGAUCUGGUGACUGCGAAGGCCAGCACACAUCAUGCACUGUCAUCCUGGAAGAGACCACUCAUUUAUUCAGGUUUUUACUUUGUAGUUUUUCCUCAACUGCUAACAUGCAGUGGUCACAAAUGAAGCCAAAUUAUGAAAACUCUUCACACAAUGAGCAAAACUGAAGUGGCGCAAACUGUGGAUCAGUUUUCAUUGUUUUCACACAAAACGCAUUCAGUGAUCCCAUCUUCCAGAAUUGAGCAACUCUUUUCUCAUUCAAACUACAUCACCAGCACAACAAGUUAUAUUUGCAGCACUUUUUUGUCCCAAAACUAUUAAAACACAUUCAAAACUGAAUGGACAGGAUUAUGGGAGGAAGCCAGAGUACCCAGAGAGAACUGAUGCAGGCACAGGGAGUACAUGCAAACUCCACACAGAAAGGCACUGAGACAAUGAGGAAUCAAACCAGAACAUUGUUGGUGUGAGGGAGCAGAGCUAACCACUGUUCCACAAUGCUGUCCAUAUAGCAGAAUAUUUUAAAUAACAUUAACUCAUCUGUCCAAACACAGCUAAAUGCUGUUUCAUUUGAAAGCAAACACAGGCGUCCUGUGUUUAGUCUCAUUACCAUCAGUAGUGAAAGGGAAGCAUGUCAUCAAUUCUGUUUGGAGACAUGGAUCAUGGAAAAUAGGUUGGUGGGGAAAGAGGGUUGAAUUAGGCAUUCCAGUAGAUGUUUUCCAUUUUGUUUACAAUAUGCAAAGCAUAUAAAGUUAUUUCUGCAUUUUGGAUUCAUUCUUGUUGCAUAUACUUUACUGCAGUCAAGACAGUGGGAAGGUGUCAUUCCCUAAUGAAAUACUGAUUUAUGUGUUAAAUCAUUAAAAGUAUAAAGACUGGUAAUGCAGGCUGUGUGAAGAGGUUUGGUAAUAUGACCUCAGUUCAGACCGAUGCUCGUUAGCAACUGAGAAAAACUAAUUUGUCACGCAUCUAUAAAUGAACGUAGAAAGGUGUCAGAAUGAGACAUUGGCUUGGUGCAAAGCAAUUCACAUAAACAAGCAUGAACGCUUACUCUCUGAACAAAUGACCCGCUUUGAAGGACAAAUUCUAUGCUUCUGUUUUAUACACAAUGUUUUGUAUUACAUAUUUCUUUACAUCAUACGGUAUGCCACAGGUUGUUUUGUGGAAGCACUUACUCCCUUCAUAUCAAACUGUUUUGAGGAG
Messenger RNA from Monopterus albus (swamp eel), 4877 nucleotides. It is a transcript of the gene olfml2ba, whose product is annotated as olfactomedin-like 2Ba. Gene Ontology annotation, biological process: signal transduction. The transcript has 8 exons. The record is from RefSeq and is a predicted model, not a curated record. NCBI's taxonomy places the organism in Eukaryota, Metazoa, Chordata, Actinopteri, Synbranchiformes, Synbranchidae. Bases 477 to 3194 code for a protein of 905 amino acids.